Limanda limanda (common dab) is the source of this 600-nucleotide messenger RNA. Its product is annotated as bone morphogenetic protein 6-like. The transcript has 5 exons. Gene Ontology annotation, molecular function: growth factor activity; cytokine activity. The record is from RefSeq and is a predicted model, not a curated record. Gene Ontology annotation, cellular component: extracellular region. Gene Ontology annotation, biological process: BMP signaling pathway; SMAD protein signal transduction. Lineage: Eukaryota; Metazoa; Chordata; Actinopteri; Pleuronectiformes; Pleuronectidae. Bases 1 to 600 code for a protein of 199 amino acids.
AUGUCCUUUGCAUUCACCGUCUUGAUAAUGCUUCUGGGCUCUUCGGCCGUGGUUGCAUUUGUCUUGCAGCCAUCCAAUGAAGAACCAGCAACCUCUGCCAUUAGUUGCCAUGGCGAGUCAUUGGAGUCCAUCAGGAAGAAUCUCCUGAGAGCUCUCAACCUGGAGGCCGAGCCUCGGCUUCCUGCUGGCGGGCUGCACGCUAUCAGAGAGCAAUGGCAGCGCACCACUUCUCACAGAGCCAAAGUUGCUGCAGCUGCAGCAGCCCCUGACUCACGUGAUGGAGAAAACCGUCUGAGGUGCUGCUCCGCGGCCUCUGAGAUCUUCAUGAAAGAUCUGGGCUGGGACAACUGGGUGAUCCAUCCCUCCAGCCUCACCAUUGUUCAGUGUGCACUCUGCAACCCUGAGAUGAACACCGUGCAAUGUCCAUCAUCCCACACCAAUGGCCAGGAGGCCGACUCACAGGUCCAGGUGCCAUGUUGUCAGCCCAGCUCCCAGGAAUUGGUGCCCGUCGUGUACAUGGACGAGUCCAGCACUGUCGUCAUUUCCUCUGUGCAGCUGACCCGCAGCUGCGGGUGUGGACCUGGAGCCAACAGAGAGUAA